GGGGGAACCCAACAGUGCUGCAGCUCUUCCUACCCGCCCUUCAGCGAGAGCAGCAGCAGCCACCUACGGCAGCAGAUCCAAAGCUCCGGAGUCGUUGAGAGUCGUGAACGUCUUCACUUCCUUCCCACCUUCUCCUCCUUCUUUCCCCUGUCAACCGUCUCCUCUCAGCCAGCACUUCGACUUGCAGGAAGCUACCCCUCAUCUUCCUCAAACCAGCCCCUCCUUUACACACGCCAAAGCAUUACGAUCAUGGCUACCACGGCGACCGCUUCCCGCUCGCGUAGACCGUCGACUUCGGCACCAGUUGCUGAGCUCUCGGGUCCCAUUGGGCCUGCUGGCAUCACAAGACCCAAGCACAAGCGUACAAUUACCGGCUUUGGUGCUUCGGAUAUCAAGAGCGUCGAGGCUGAGAUCCCAGAUGAGCAAAAGACCGCCUGGAAGAAACAUAGUGCUGCAGGAUUCAGUAACAAGGAGGAUUUUGAGGCUGCCGCAAUUCGUCACAUCGAGACUACCCUUGCUCGUUCCCUAUACAACUGCGAUGAAGGUGCUGCCUAUGGCGGAACCGCUCUGGCGUUCCGCGACCGCCUGAUCAUUGACUGGAACAAGACGCAGCAAAGCCAUACUUUUGCUGAUCAGAAGCGUGUCUACUAUCUCUCUCUCGAGUUUCUGAUGGGAAGAGCAUUGGACAACGCCAUGCUCAACGUCGGUCUGAAGGAUGUUGCAAGAGAGGGUCUCGCCGAUCUCGGUUUCCGCAUGGAAGAUGUCAUUGGCAUCGAGCGUGAUGCAGCUCUCGGUAACGGUGGUCUUGGCCGUCUAGCAGCUUGCUUCCUGGACAGUCUUGCCUCGCUCGACUACCCCGCCUGGGGCUAUGGUCUGAGAUACAGAUAUGGUAUCUUCAAGCAGGAGAUCAUCAAUGGCUACCAAGUCGAAGUUCCUGACUACUGGCUUGACUUCAACCCCUGGGAAUUCCCCAGACACGAUGUCACAGUUGACAUCCAAUUCUACGGACAUGUCCGCAAGUACAAUGAUGAGAACGGAAGACAGGUAUCAGUCUGGGAGAAUGGCGAGAUAGUAACUGCCAACGCCUACGACGUACCUAUUCCCGGAUACAACACUCCUACCACAAACAAUCUGCGCCUGUGGUCUAGCAAAGCUGCCAGUGGCGAGUUCGACUUCCAGAAGUUCAACUCUGGCGAGUAUGAGCAGUCUGUUCAUGAUCAGAUGAGAGCCGAGACCAUUUCUGCUGUGCUUUACCCCAACGACAACCUUGAUCGUGGCAAGGAGCUUCGUCUCAAGCAACAGUACUUUUGGUGCGCUGCCUCGCUCCACGACAUUGUCCGCCGUUUCAAGAAGUCGAAGAAGGCUUGGAAGGAGUUCCCCAACCAGAUUGCCAUUCAGCUUAACGAUACUCACCCGACACUUGCCAUCCCUGAGCUCCAGCGCAUCUUGGUUGAUGAAGAAGGUCUUGACUGGGAUACUGCAUGGAGCAUUGUUGUCAACACCUUUGGCUACACCAACCACACCGUCAUGGCCGAGGCUCUGGAAAAGUGGUCUGUCCCGUUGAUUCAGCAUUUGCUUCCCCGUCACCUGGAGAUCAUCUACGAGAUCAACUUGCACUUCCUGCAAUACGUCGAGCGUACCUUCCCUAAGGACCGCGACAUGCUUUCUCGGGUCUCCAUCGUUGAGGAAUCGAACCCCAAGAUGAUCCGUAUGGCUUUCCUUGCCAUUGUUGGCUCUCACAAGGUCAACGGUGUGGCAGAGUUGCACUCCGAUUUGAUCAAGACCACUAUCUUCAAGGACUUUGUCAAGAUCUACGGCCAAGACAAGUUCACUAACGUCACCAACGGUAUCACCCCUCGCCGCUGGCUGCAUCAAGCCAACCCCAAGUUGUCUGAGCUCAUCGCUUCCAAGCUUGGUGGCUAUGACUUCUUGAAGGAUCUCACCCUCUUGCACAAGAUUGAGGCAUAUGCCGAUGACAAGCAGUUCCGCAAGGCAUUCCAAGACAUCAAGUACGCCAACAAGACACGCCUUGCCAAGUAUAUCAAGGAGACAACCGGAGUGUCUGUCAACCCAGCAGCUCUUUUCGAUAUUCAGGUCAAGCGUAUCCACGAGUACAAGCGUCAGCAACUCAACAUCUUCGGUGUCAUUCACCGCUAUUUGGCUCUUAAGGCCAUGUCUCCCGAAGAGAGAAAGAAGAUGCAGCCCAGAGUCUCCAUCUUUGGUGGCAAGGCUGCUCCUGGAUACUGGAUGGCCAAGUGCAUCAUUCAUCUUGUCAACGAAGUUGGCAGAGUGGUCAACAACGAUCCUGAGAUUGGUGAUGCUUUGAAGGUCAUCUUCAUUGAGGACUACAAUGUCUCGAAGUGUGAGAUCAUCGCCCCAGCUUCCGACAUUAGUGAGCACAUUUCCACUGCUGGUACCGAGGCUUCUGGUACCUCCAACAUGAAGUUCGUCCUCAACGGAGGUCUCAUCAUCGGAACUUGUGAUGGUGCAAACAUUGAGAUCACCAGAGAGAUUGGCGAGGACAACAUUUUCUUGUUCGGUAACUUGGCCGAAGAUGUUGAAGACAUUCGCCAUCAACACACCUACGAAGGCGUCUUGAUCGAUGAAGGUCUCCAGAAGGUCUUCGAUGCCAUUCACAGCGGCAUGUUCGGUCACUCUGAUGAGUUCUCGGCGCUGACCAACACUGUUGUCAACCACGACCACUGGUUGACUUCUGCUGACUUUGAGGCAUACUGCAAGACUCAGGAUACCAUUGACGAGGCCUUCAAGGACCAGGAAGCUUGGCUCCACAAGACCAUCCUUGCAGUUGCUCGCAUGGGUUUCUUCACUGCUGAUCGCUGUAUCGAGGAAUACGCUGAGAUGAUCUGGAACGUUGAGCCUCAGAAGAUCAAGCAGAACGGUGCAUGAUGAUCACAAUGAUAGACUGGGGUCUUUUCGUAGGAUUCUUCGAGACGUGAAAGGGAACAAGGGUGAAGAGUACUUCUUUUCAAACAUAAUUCAACAUAAGUAGCAUAUGUUUCUUACCUGCAUUUCGCAUGUGACGUGGUCGAAGAUCAUCGCGCUCAUGCUAUCACACCGUUUUUUGUAUUAUCAAGGAAGGCGCAAUUGGGAGUACAUUGCUCUUCCUUUGGACGAUGCUGCAGAAGAUGGUCGUCCUUCCUCAUAGCUUGCUCUGAAAGAGGCCUGUCUGAUUCUCGGCUCUACUCGCAUCGAAACUAGACAUCUUUGACGACAUCUACGGAAUGAUGAUCUUAGGACAGAGAGAAAACUCGGGACCUGCAAAAAGACGAAAUCUUAUAUACAAACUUGGUGUGAGCAAAAACAAUGAUACAUGGGGAGAUAAACUACACUGAUGACUGGUAGAGUAGUAGAGG
Molecule: messenger RNA, 3374 nt
Organism: Aureobasidium subglaciale EXF-2481
Lineage: Eukaryota; Fungi; Ascomycota; Dothideomycetes; Dothideales; Saccotheciaceae
Product: glycosyltransferase family 35 protein
Exons: 8
Coding region: 250-2907 (885 amino acids)
Biological process (GO): glycogen catabolic process
Cellular component (GO): cytoplasm
Molecular function (GO): pyridoxal phosphate binding; glycogen phosphorylase activity
Source: RefSeq, a predicted model, not a curated record